Messenger RNA from Capsella rubella, 1461 nucleotides. RefSeq lists its product as uncharacterized. The transcript has 6 exons. Gene Ontology annotation, biological process: regulation of gene expression. The record is from RefSeq and is a predicted model, not a curated record. Gene Ontology annotation, molecular function: RNA nuclease activity. Lineage: Eukaryota; Viridiplantae; Streptophyta; Magnoliopsida; Brassicales; Brassicaceae. The coding region runs from base 116 to 1102 and encodes 328 amino acids. Gene Ontology annotation, cellular component: peroxisome.
AAAAAAGGCAAAAGUGACUUUCCCGUAAUGGUUGAAUACUAGUGUAUAUAUAUAAAGUUGAGAGAAACCCUAAAGCUAUCGACUGUUGCGACUUUCGUUUACUGGCUGAGGAUCGAUGUUGAAGAGCAAAGCGAACACGGAAUCUAAGACGUCGGUGUGGAUUGAUCUCAACAACUGUCCGAUCCCCGAUGGUUAUGACGCUGGUCAGGUCCGUCAGCGUAUAGAAUCAGCGUUGCAUACGAUUGGCGACUCUGGUCCUCUCACCAUCAAUGUCCUGGGCACCUUGGAAAACACCCCUGUUGACGUCCUGCGAGCGUUAUCUUCCACUGGAAUCGUUGUUCAUUACAUCCCACGAGGUACCAAGACAGGAGGAGGUUGCGGGAAAAUUGUGUCGGUUAUGCUUGACUGGACAGUCUCUAAUAAACCUCCGGCUAAGAUAAUGUUCAUAACGGACUCUCUCAAUGUCUAUUACCGCUCUCGCACUUUUUCCUACUUGGACGAAAUUGGGUACGAAAUGCUUGUGGUUUAUGGAGAUACUCCUAAACCUCAUCCUGCGCUGCCCUCUUCUCUCAUCUGGCAAUGGCAAAGCUCUUCUACAGUUUGGCAAUGGCAAACCUUACUGGAAGCUGAUCCCUCUCGUGUGCAUCCAACUGAAGGAAUGGAUUCAGGGGAGACGAUAACAAGUCUUGACGACCACAAGUGUCCUGAAAGGGAUCCCGGUGAAUCUGAUGCUUUCAUUUGCAGGCUGUGUUUUGAUUACACAUGCUUAAAGUAUUUUAAAUGCCAAAGCCUUGACGAUUUCACCACGCAUCUCGACGGUGAAGAACAUAAACUUAGAUACUUUUACCUUCACCGGAUCGUGCACGACGAAGAAGAAGAAGACUCCUUGGCCGGAGAUGAUUCUUCCUCCCUUCCCGUACGUGAUUCUUCCCCCCAUCCCGUACGUGAUUCUUCCUCUCAUCUGAAGAAAUCAAAGAAAAAGUCGAAGCAUGGGGUUAAUUCUUUCCAUCUGAUGAAGGCUGUUACUACCAUGGUGAUGAAGAACCAAUUAAAGCAGAGGAAGUUGAAGAAGAAGAAGAAGAAGACGAAGAAGCUGGAAUAAGAGGGACCGGAAUGAGCAUCUCGAGGAGGACUUUAAACCUUUUUGUCGAAGAAGAAGAUGAAGAAAACAUUUCCCAUAUGGGUGAUGCUCUUUUUUCUCAAGGCAUAUCAUUUCAUUUGGUGAAUGAUUUCUUCAAACUUUUACGGAGUAAAUUUUUGGUUACUUAACUUUCAAGUCUCUCCUUUUAUUUUAUAUAUAUCUAAGUUCUGUAUUCGGAAAAAGGUUGGAUUGUCCUCUCUGUUGCUUGUGUCUGUCUGCUAUUAACUUGCAUAUCCCCAUAUUCAUUAUUCUCAUUUUCGAUGAAAAAUCAUUGUCGAUACUGAAGAUAGAUAUAUAGAAGUAGUAAUGUUUAAGUUUUA